UUGUUUCCGGGUCAUGCCCUUUCUAUGUUGUGUGCGAAAUUGUUCUUUCUAAGCUUGGAACGGGAACCCCUUCUUACCACACUUCAAGCCUCCAGUUUCAGCAAUGGAGUCCUGAUCUAGACAUGUGGCAGAGUGCUGAGAUGGUGGAAGAAUGGACUGCACCACUUCGAACUGGAGGGGAAGAUCCUCUAAGUUAAUAGAUCUUCUAAGGUCAUAAUGACUUGUCAGUGGAAAACUAAUGCAGCAUACAAAAAGGCUUUCGUGGAGGAUAAGGAUGCCGAUGCCACAUUUCUCCAGGUAGAAGAGUGUUUCACUUUUGCUUAUAAGCAAAAGUGCUUAUAUGCAUUAUGCAUCCGGACUUGUCUCCUCAUUUACAUACCCAAGAGUGCAACAUCAUCAUUCGCCUACUGCAAGAGUGUCACAAGGAGCACUCCUUCCUGAAGUUUUUUGGCCAUUGCAAUGACCUUGACAGACAAAUGAAGCAGUGCUUGAAGAAAGAGUACGAAGCAAACAGAGCUAGGAGCCGAGCACAUGCAGAAGAAGUGAGGCGGAAAUUGAUGAACGCCCGAGAGCAGUAGUAGAGAUGCGUGGAGUUGGCAUCGGGGCUGGUGGUGGUCAGCCCCCAGUCCAGAAGACAUGCUAUAGACGGAGCAGGUCACCUCUGACAUUUUCUGGAACCCUGAGUGCAGACAAUCGAUUGGCUCUGAAAUGUUUGUAAUAAAAAUCGGCUGCAAUUGUCA
This is a messenger RNA of Eublepharis macularius, 740 nucleotides long. It is a transcript of the gene CMC2, whose product is annotated as C-X9-C motif containing 2. Gene Ontology annotation, cellular component: mitochondrion. Lineage: Eukaryota; Metazoa; Chordata; Lepidosauria; Squamata; Eublepharidae. Bases 348 to 578 code for a protein of 76 amino acids. The transcript is spliced from 6 exons. The record is from RefSeq and is a predicted model, not a curated record.